CUCCGACGCAACACGUUGCUGACUGAAAAUCAAGACUUCAAGGUGCCCAUCAGUUAUCAUCCACAUCGAUUCAUGGGAUGACGUCCUUCUCCCGGCUGUGCUCCGUCGCCCCCACGCCGCCUCACCUCCUCCUCCUCCUCCUUCUCUUCCUCUCUUCUGCUCCUCUUCCUCCAGUUUCUUCUUUCUCCUUGGUCUCCUGACGGCAGACGGAGCCAAUGCGACGUUUCGUCUACUGUAAGGUGGUGUUGACCACCUCGCUGGUUUGGGUUCUGGUGGACGUCUUCCUGCUGCUUUACUUCAGCGAAUGCAACAAGUGUGAGGACGGAAAGGAGCGCUCCUUACUCCCGGCUCUGAGAGCUGUCAUGUCGCGUAGCCAUGAGGGUCCAGGGGAGAUGGGUAAAGCCGUGGUCAUCCCUAAAGAAGACCAGGAGAAGAUGAAGGAAAUGUUCAAAAUUAACCAGUUCAACCUGAUGGCCAGUGAUAUGAUCGCCCUUAACCGCAGUCUGCCUGAUGUUAGACUGGAUGGCUGUAAGACGAAGGUGUAUCCGGACGACCUUCCCAACACCAGCGUAGUGAUCGUUUUCCAUAACGAAGCCUGGAGCACGCUGUUACGGACCGUGCACAGCGUCAUCAAUCGCUCACCCAGACACUUGCUCCUGGAGAUACUGCUGGUGGACGACGCCAGCGAGAGAGAUUUCCUGAAAGACAAGCUGGAGACCUACGUCCGGACUCUUGAAGUCCCGGUUAGGAUCCUGCGGAUGGAGAAGAGGUCCGGUCUGAUCCGAGCACGGCUACGGGGUGCGGCGGCCACAAGGGGGCAGGUCAUCACCUUCCUGGACGCCCACUGUGAGUGUACGGUGGGCUGGCUCGAACCACUGUUGGCCAGGAUUAAAGAAGACAGGAAAUCUGUGGUCUGUCCCAUCAUUGACGUGAUAAGCGAUGAGACGUUUGAGUACAUGGCGGGCUCUGACAUGACGUACGGAGGUUUUAACUGGAAACUCAAUUUCAGGUGGUACCCCGUCCCCCAGAGAGAGAUGGAUCGACGCAAAGGAGACAGGACCCUUCCCGUCAGGACUCCCACGAUGGCUGGGGGUUUGUUCUCCAUCGACAGGACGUACUUCGAGGAGAUUGGCACGUACGAUUCGGGCAUGGACAUCUGGGGUGGAGAAAAUCUAGAAAUGUCUUUCAGGAUCUGGCAGUGCGGCGGAUCUCUGGAGAUCGUGACCUGCUCUCACGUGGGUCACGUGUUCCGGAAGGCCACGCCGUACAGUUUCCCCGGCGGAACCGGGCAGGUCAUCAACAAGAACAACAGACGGCUGGCGGAGGUCUGGAUGGACGAGUUCAAGGACUUCUUCUACAUCAUUUCACCAGGUGUGGUGCGAGUUGAUUACGGUGACGUGUCGGCCCGUAAAGCCCUGAGGGAGGCCCUGCAGUGUAAACCCUUCUCCUGGUACCUGGAGAACAUCUACCCCGACUCCCAGAUUCCCCGGAGGUACUACUCCCUGGGUGAGAUCAGAAACGUGGAGACCAAUCAGUGUGUAGACAACAUGGGCCGUAAGGAGAACGAGAAGGUUGGCUUCUUUAAUUGUCACGGCAUGGGAGGGAACCAGGUGUUUUCCUACACGGCGGAUAAAGAGAUCCGGACUGACGACCUGUGUCUGGACGUGUCACGGCUGAACGGACCCGUGGUGAUGCUCAAGUGUCAUCACAUGAAAGGGAACCAGAUGUUUGAGUAUGACGCCGAGCGGCUGACCUUGUUGCAUGUGAACAGUAACCAGUGUCUGGACAUGCCUUCAGAGGAGGACAAAAUGGCACCCACCCUGAGAGACUGCAACGGCAGCCGCUCACAGCAGUGGAUCCUGAGGAACAUGACUCUGACUAUCUGAUCCAAACUCAUCGGGACAGAACCGGGCCGGUCAGAAGUGGAUCCUGAGGAACAUGAC
Chanos chanos (milkfish) is the source of this 1943-nucleotide messenger RNA. It is a transcript of the gene galnt13, whose product is annotated as polypeptide N-acetylgalactosaminyltransferase 13. Gene Ontology annotation, molecular function: polypeptide N-acetylgalactosaminyltransferase activity. Lineage: Eukaryota; Metazoa; Chordata; Actinopteri; Gonorynchiformes; Chanidae. The transcript has 12 exons. Gene Ontology annotation, biological process: protein O-linked glycosylation. The record is from RefSeq and is a predicted model, not a curated record. Bases 216 to 1886 code for a protein of 556 amino acids. Gene Ontology annotation, cellular component: Golgi apparatus.